GGGGCCUGCGGGCGCGCACCAGUGGGGACGAGGGCGGACGGCGGCACAGACGGGAGCGCGCCCGUCGCAAGAUGGCGGCAGCCAUGCUAGGCCUUGGGGCAGUGUGUGCGCAGCGGGCGCUGGUGCGGUCCGGGUGGCAGGCACUGCGACUGCGUUAGCCCGGCUCUCGGUCCCUCUUUGCGGCCGCUACGUCCGCUCUCCUUGCCUCGCCCGAGAUGGAUUUGACCGUGGGCCCCGGCGCUGCGGGGCCCAGCAACGUCCCGGCCUUCCUGACCAAGCUGUGGACUCUCGUGAGUGACCCAGACACCGACGCGCUCAUCUGCUGGAGCCCGAGCGGGAACAGCUUCCACGUGUUCGACCAGGGCCAGUUCGCCAAGGAGGUGCUGCCCAAGUACUUCAAGCACAACAAUAUGGCCAGCUUCGUGCGGCAGCUCAACAUGUACGGCUUCCGGAAAGUGGUCCACAUUGAGCAGGGUGGCCUGGUCAAGCCUGAGAGGGACGACACUGAGUUCCAGCACCCUUGUUUCCUGCGUGGCCAGGAGCAGCUCCUGGAGAAUAUUAAGAGGAAAGUGACCAGUGUGUCCACCCUGAAGAGCGAGGACAUGAAGAUCCGCCAGGACAGCGUCACUAAGCUGCUGACGGACGUGCAGCUGAUGAAGGGCAGGCAAGAGUGCAUGGACUCCAAGCUCCUGGCCAUGAAGCAUGAGAACGAGGCCCUGUGGCGGGAGGUGGCCAGCUUGCGGCAGAAGCACGCCCAACAGCAGAAAGUCGUCAACAAGCUCAUUCAGUUCCUGAUCUCACUGGUGCAGUCAAACCGGAUCCUGGGAGUGAAGAGGAAGAUCCCCCUGAUGUUGAACGACAGCAGCUCGGCACAUUCCGUGCCCAAGUACGGCCGCCAGUACUCCCUGGAGCACGUCCACGGCUCAGGCCCCUACACGGCUCCAUCUCCGGCCUACAGCAGCUCAAGCCUCUACCCCCCAGAAACUGUUGCCAGCUCCGGACCCAUAAUCUCCGACAUCACUGAGCUGGCCCCCACCAGCCCCAUGGCCUCCCCAGGCAGGAGUAUAGACGAGAGGCCCCUGUCCGGCAGCCCCCUGGUGCGUGUCAAGGAGGAGCCCUCCAGCCCGCCUCGGAGCCCUCAGGUGGAGGAGGCGAGUCCCGGACACCCGUCCUCUGUGGACACCCCCUUGUCCCCGACCGCCCUCAUUGACUCCAUCUUGCGGGAGAGCGAGCCCACCCCCGCCUCGGCCACAGCCCUCACAGAUGCCAACACUGGGGGCCACACAGAUGCCAGGGGCCAUUCCCCUUCACCCCUGCCCACCUCCACCCCUGAGAAGUGCCUCAGCGUAGCCUGCCUGGACAAUUUGGCUCGCACUCCACAGAUGUCUGGGGUCGCCCGCCUCUUCCCCUGCCCCUCCUCUUCCUCUCUGCAUGGCCGAGUCCAGCCAGGGAACGAGCUCAGUGAACACUUGGAUGCCAUGGACUCCAACCUGGACAACCUACAGACCAUGCUGACCAGCCAUGGCUUCAGCGUGGACACCAGCGCCCUGCUGGACCUGUUUAGCCCCUCAGUGACCGUGCCCGACAUGAGCUUGCCUGACCUUGACAGCAGCCUGGCCAGUGUGCGUAGAUCCAGGAGCUCCUGUCUCCCCAGGAACCCCCCAGGCCUCUUGAAGCUGAGAACAGCAGCUCUGACUCAGGGAAGCAGCUGGUGCACUACACGGCGCAACCCUUGUUCCUGUUGGACCCCGGCCCUGUGGACACUGGGAAUGGAGACCUGCCGGUGCUCUUUGAGCUCGGAGAAGGCUCCUACUUCUCUGAGGGGGACGACUAUGCAGAUGACCCUACCAUCUCCCUGCUGAUGGGGUCUGAGCCUCCCAAAGCCAAGGACCCCACUGUGUCCUAGAGGCCCCAGGAGGGGGCCAGUCGGCUGUGGCUUGCCCAACCCCCACAUCCCAGUGCGGGGCUGGUCCUGGGGAGGCAAGGCAGGCUUGCAGCCUUCGGGCACCACAGUUCAAAUACCAUAGCCCCAGUGUGGGCAGAAAGAGGGGCUUGGGGCUGGGCAGGGCCUGUGGUCAGGAGCGAGAGUCCCACGGGCCUAUCUGCCUCCUCACAGUCACACUUGGACUGAUCCUGCAGGUUGUUCAUAGUCAGAAUUGUAUUUUCGAUUUUUACACAAGAGCCCUUUCCCCUUCCAUAGAGAUAUAUACACACAGGUGGACAGACGGACGGACGGACGAGACAGGCAGAGAUCUAUAAACACAGGCUCUACACUGUG
Molecule: messenger RNA, 2278 nt
Organism: Microcebus murinus (gray mouse lemur)
Lineage: Eukaryota; Metazoa; Chordata; Mammalia; Primates; Cheirogaleidae
Source: RefSeq, a predicted model, not a curated record